AUGACAGCUCUAAAAGUAGUUAUGUUUCUCGGCACAGUUCGAGAAAAUCGAAUAGGACUUCGGGUAGCAAAAUUUAUUGAAAGAAAGCUGAAAGAGAGUAACCAUAACGUGACUGUAUUCGAUCCAGUAGAGUUGGAUCUUCCACUCUUAACUAAGCCGGUUUUUCACUACCAGGAUCGCGCCGAUGCUCCAUCCAAAUUGGUAGAAUGUGAAAAGACGUUAAAAGCUGCCGAUGCUAUCGUGUUAGUGUCAGCUGAAUACAAUCACAGUAUUCCGCCUGCACUAUCCAAUUUAAUCGAUUAUUUCGGCGCUUCUAGUUAUUCAUAUAAGCCUAGCGGAAUUGUUUGCUAUUCAAUGGGACAGUACGGUGGAAUGAGGGCUGCUAUGCAAUUGCGUAGCAUGUUGGGGGAAAUUGGCUCCUUAAGCACCUCCUAUAUAUUUGGUGUUCCCAAAGCUCAUCAAAUGUUUGAUGAAGAAGGCAAUCCUCUAAAUGAUUACAUGAAUACCAGUUAUCAAAAAUUUAUUACUCAAUUAGAUUGGUAUGCGAACGCAUUGCGAAAUCAUCGAGAAAGUGUUGGAACCCCUAACUAA
This is a messenger RNA of Trichoplax adhaerens, 591 nucleotides long. RefSeq lists its product as hypothetical. Gene Ontology annotation, cellular component: cytosol. The transcript has 2 exons. Bases 1 to 591 code for a protein of 196 amino acids. Gene Ontology annotation, molecular function: oxidoreductase activity; FMN binding. NCBI's taxonomy places the organism in Eukaryota, Metazoa, Placozoa, Uniplacotomia, Trichoplacea, Trichoplacidae. The record is from RefSeq and is a predicted model, not a curated record.